AAAGUGCAGCACGCAAAAUAAUGUUUGGGGCGAUAAUUAUUAUCUGCAAGCAAGGAUAUGAAGCAAGCUAGCUUAGCUACCUAGACAGUGUUGUUGUCUAGCUACUGCUGCAUGCGUAUUUACUAACACAGGCGUGAUUUGUAAGCCUCAGUACUCACAGCAUAUUUUUAGCAUGGAUAUAGUGAAUCUGUCUCAGAAAAAGAGGCAGAAGCGGCACCGAAACCCUGAGAGGAGGCAUACAACAGAAGUUCGAUUCAACCCGGAACCGGUUGAGAACACCAGUGAUAUUGUCGUCGACUCUCGUUACUACAAGAAACAGCUCGAUGUGCCUAAACUACCACCGGAGCCCUUGUCUUCAAGUUGGAACAGCCUGUUCGAUAUAGGUGACUUCGAGUCACCACCAGACACAGAGUACCACUAUUUUGAAGGUAGUCAGGCAAAUACAUUCAAUGAUCAUGAGUUAGCAGUGAACAAAUCACGGGGAAAGUACGAUAUUGCUAAGCACCAGUAUCAGUUGUCCUAUGAGCUGGCGCUGGAUAAUGUUCUUUCUCCAUUUGCUGACAGUGGGCCUGCUGUUAAGUCUCCCCUCGUGUUUUCCAGGCGGAGGUCUCACAUGGAGCAUGUUAUCCACGAGCUUAGGUCAACAGAGAGAGUGUACAUCGAGGAUCUAUCUCAAGUUGUUGAUGAGUAUCAAGUGCCACUUGUGUCACAUGUGGGUGUGCUUCCUGUGAAGGAGUCUGACCUUGAAGAGCUGUUUGGAAAUAUCUGUGAGAUUCUUAAUUUUCAUCGUGCCUUGAUGUGUUCGCUUGAAGCUUCCGGAAAUGAUCCAAAGAAAAUAGCUCUGUGUUUCUUGUCAAACGCUGAAGGGUUCAAGAUUUACACACACUACUGCAACAACUACCCAAAGUCAGUAAAUAUUCUUACUCAACUCUCUCAAGAUGUUGGAGUUUCAUUGUUCCUAAAGAGAUGCCAGCAAAGACUGAACCACAAGCUACCUCUUGGUGCUUAUCUUCUUAAACCAGUUCAGAGGGUGCUCAAAUAUUCUCUUCUCUUAGCUGACAUGUUGAAGAAUAUCAAAAGUGAGGAGCCAGUUCAUGAUAUUCUUAAAAAUGCUAUACGGGAUAUGACUUCAGUGGCAGAGCAUAUCAAUGCUAUGAAGAAAAAAUAUGAUGCUGCUGUCCAUGUUCAAGAAUUGCAGAGUUUGAUUCGUGGAAAUGAGGGGCUGGACUUGUCGAAAUACGGAGAUCUUAUUCAAGAGGAAAACUUUCGUUACUCUGGUAGCAGGUCAACAGGAUCUACAUUUCGUGGUAGAACUGACAGAUAUGUGUUUUUGUUCGAAAGUCUCUGUUUGAUCACAAAGAAAGAGGAAGUGGGCUACCAGUAUAAGGCUCACCUAGAGGUGAAAGACUUACAGCUUACAGAAAAGGUUGAGAAAGACCUGAACAGUUUUCACAUCAGACAGGUCUCAACAGGACGAUCGUACACAUUUCAGUCACGCUCGCUCGAGCAGAAAAAUCAAUGGGUCCAUGCAAUCAAGCUUCAACUAAUGAAGAGCUUACCAGACCUCCCUGACAAGGCAAAAGAAAUGAUUUUGAAAGGAUUCCCGACAGCAGGAGCAGAAGCAGAAGAUUCUCCUAGUCCAAGAAGUAGACAUAGACAUCAUUCAGAAGAGCCAGUACUGCCAAGCAGGAUGUCAUCUAAGGUGGAGGCCAUGACUCGUUAUAAGUCAAGAACACUGGGACACGGAGUGCAAGCUGGUGCUGUCUACUCUGGCAAAAAUCAAAGGGGGCUGUCAACUACUAGUCAUAUUCAAAAAUUGAAUCAAUCAUCUGUUACAUUGGCCCAAGCCACACUCACGGGGCUGCUCUCUGCGUCAAUUUUUGAGGCGGAUGCUGAAGAUAAUUCUGAAAAGCAUCGAUUUGGUUGCCUAGAUGACGGUGACUUAGUAGAAAGCUUUGGAGGAUCACUUGAUGAUGGAUAUUCUGGAACUAGUGACAAGCAAGCUGGACUAACAUCUCAUUACGACGGCACUGCUCCAGAGCCCGAAUGUCAAAGAGCGCUAACGUCUUCAUCAAGUCUACAGCUGUCUCCUAAAUGUCAUCACAAUUUUGUCAUAGCAAAUAAACCCAGUGUUCAAGACAUUAAUUGUACUGUAGAAUUUGAAAUUGCUUGUACAAACUUUGCGUCAGAGCUGCCAGAAGUAGAAGUAGUGAUUGAACAGGACCAGCAAGUUAUUGAGGAAGAGUUUCAUGAAGCUUUGUUUGAAGAGCUUAUGAGCUCCAAUUUAGAUACGCCAUUAUUGGUGGAUGAAUUGUACGAUCCUUGUGUGGAUAGGGCACCAACAGACCUUUCAACCGUGUCUUCGUCUGAGCUACUUAAGGAAACUCAGUGUAGUCCACUUGUCACUCCCUCAACAAUACAUAAAUGGUCUGCUAAUUCUAGCAGCUACGAUCCUGAUGGUCCGCCUACACCAAAAUCAAGUCCAUUGGUUCAGAGAUGUGCAGGUAAAACAGAAAUGUUAGUUUUACACCGUCCACACUAUACUGAUGAAGGUGUGGUUCCUUUCUCUUCAUCUGUUGUACGAAGGCACAGUUUUGAUAGUAAUGCCAAAAGAGUACAUCAUAUUAAGAAGCAAGCAAGCGUUUCAAAUGACAAUACCCCUUCAUCAAGUCCUUGUUUUAAAAGAAAGAGCAAUCACCAGUUUGUUUCUCACUACUCGUCAGGAAUGCCUGAAAUGUCCAUGGUUGAACUAGUGAAUACCACUAGAGCUGACAGCCUCGAGGAUGUUGUGUCCAAUAAUGUAGAUGACGACGAAAGAAACUCGAUAAUUGUAACUCCACCUUGUGAGUUCCUACAGGAUACCAAAUUCAAAGUACCACGUAAUCUUGCCCCUCUUGGUGUGGUUGAUCCUCAAUCAAAGGAGUUAAUUUCCUAUAAUGGAACGGUAUCAAUUCAUAAGCCUGAAGAAAUGCUAACAUUUGAUGAGGUUCUACAAAGUUAUGAUCACUACUCGAGUGCUAGCGGACAAACAAACAAGUCUUCACAUCACCGUGUAACUACACCUGAUCUAAUACUCAAACGAAAGAAAAAGAGGAAUCGGAGUUUGACAGUUGCCAAUAUUGAUAAACAAACAAUGAAUCAAGUUAAGGUAGAGAUAGCUGCAAAUCGUCGUGAAAGAAAACACGAUGAAAGUAAAGUGCGAAAGUUAGCUCGUGAGUAUUCACAACGAAUGAAGGAAAAUGACCGAAGUCACUCUCGUAGACGUUUUUCACAAGCUAUAGAAGAAGCUCCGAUUGUAAACACAGAUUACGACAGAAGGGAGGAGCCUCUGUGGUUACAAAAGUUGAAAGAAAACACAAGUGAGAAAGUGUUUUCUGGGAGUGCGAGUACACUGACUACUGUAGACGUAGAAAAAGACCAAGGCUAUGAUCAUAUUACUGUUAAAAAAAGCGGACUUAGAGGAUGGGUACAAUCGCUGGUUGAUAAAUUCAGUGUAAAUAAAACAACCUAGUAAACCUUAAUUAUUUUUGUCUGUCUGUCAUAAUUAACUGUCUGUCAUAAUAAAAUUACACAAUGGUAUGGGUUAGUGUCUGUGUGUGUGCGACCGAAGCUGCGAAUCCCUUCCUAGUCUUCAACGUUGCAAUUUUGUCUGCAAUUUUGUCUGUCUGUCUGUAUUACAUGGCUGCUAUAACUAUGUUUAUUGGCUCGUUGAUACCUUUAAAGUGAUCAUUUUCUACAAGGGCCAUGCAAUAAGGCAGAAUUGCCAA
Messenger RNA from Halichondria panicea, 3767 nucleotides. RefSeq lists its product as uncharacterized. The transcript has 21 exons. Gene Ontology annotation, molecular function: guanyl-nucleotide exchange factor activity; small GTPase binding. Bases 173 to 3511 code for a protein of 1112 amino acids. The record is from RefSeq and is a predicted model, not a curated record. Lineage: Eukaryota; Metazoa; Porifera; Demospongiae; Suberitida; Halichondriidae.